Messenger RNA from Galeopterus variegatus (Sunda flying lemur), 3895 nucleotides. It is a transcript of the gene OSBP, whose product is annotated as oxysterol binding protein. The transcript has 14 exons. Gene Ontology annotation, cellular component: cytosol; membrane; intracellular membrane-bounded organelle. The record is from RefSeq and is a predicted model, not a curated record. NCBI's taxonomy places the organism in Eukaryota, Metazoa, Chordata, Mammalia, Dermoptera, Cynocephalidae. The annotation marks the transcript as partial. Gene Ontology annotation, molecular function: sterol binding.
CCGCCUGCGGGGGGCUCGGGCGCUGGAGGUUCGGGCUCGGCUCGAGAGGGCUGGCUCUUCAAAUGGACCAAUUAUAUCAAAGGCUACCAGCGGCGGUGGUUCGUGCUGAGCAACGGGCUCCUUAGCUACUACAGGUCAAAGGCAGAAAUGAGACAUACCUGCCGUGGUACCAUCAACCUCGCCACAGCCAAUAUUACUGUGGAGGACUCCUGCAACUUCAUCAUUUCCAAUGGGGGUGCUCAGACCUACCAUCUGAAGGCUAGCUCAGAAGUGGAGCGGCAGCGCUGGGUGACAGCCCUGGAACUGGCCAAGGCCAAAGCUGUGAAAAUGCUGGCAGAAUCAGAUGAAUCAGGAGAUGAAGAGUCUGUCUCACAAACUGACAAGACUGAGCUGCAGAAUACUCUUCGGACCCUGUCUAGCAAAGUAGAGGACUUGAGCACUUGCAAUGACUUGAUAGCUAAGCACGGCACAGCUCUGCAGCGUUCCCUCAGUGAGUUGGAGUCCCUGAAGUUGCCUGCUGAGAGCAACGAAAAGAUCAAACAGGUCAACGAACGAGCCACGCUCUUUAGGAUAACAUCCAAUGCCAUGAUCAACGCCUGCAGAGAUUUCCUCAUGUUAGCCCAGACCCACAGUAAAAAAUGGCAGAAGUCACUACAGUAUGAAAGAGACCAGCGUAUCCGACUGGAAGAGACCCUUGAGCAGCUGGCAAAGCAGCAUAAUCACCUGGAGAGGGCCUUCCGAGGAGCCACAGUGCUACCAGCAAACACUCCUGGCAGUGCAAGUUCUGUUAAAGAUCAGUGCUGCUCUGGCAAAGGGGACAUGAGUGAUGAAGAUGAUGAGAAUGAAUUUUUUGAUGCUCCUGAGAUCAUCACCAUGCCUGAAAAUUUGGGCCACAAGCGUACUGGUAGCAAUAUCAGCGGAGCCAGCAGUGACAUCAGCCUGGAUGAACAGUACAAGCAUCAGCUAGAGGAGACCAAGAAGGAAAAGAGAACCAGAAUACCAUAUAAACCGAACUAUAGCCUCAAUUUAUGGAGCAUCAUGAAGAACUGUAUUGGGAAAGAACUCUCUAAGAUCCCCAUGCCGGUAAACUUUAAUGAGCCCUUGUCCAUGCUUCAGCGCCUUACUGAAGAUCUAGAAUACCAUGAGCUGUUAGACAGAGCUGCAAAAUGUGAGAACUCUCUAGAACAGCUCUGUUAUGUUGCAGCUUUCACUGUCUCCUCCUACUCCACUACUGUCUUCCGUACCAGCAAGCCAUUCAACCCACUCCUUGGGGAGACCUUCGAGCUGGACCGAUUAGAGGAGAAUGGGUACCGAUCCCUCUGCGAACAGGUGAGUCAUCAUCCCCCUGCUGCUGCACACCAUGCCGAGUCCAAAAAUGGCUGGACAUUGCGUCAGGAAAUCAAAAUCACCAGCAAGUUUCGAGGCAAAUACCUCUCCAUAAUGCCCCUCGGUAAGCUGCAUCUGGCACGGGCCUCAGGCUGCUUCUACUCAUGGCGGAAAGUGUCUUCAUAAAACUAAUCUAUGAUUCUUUUCAUUUUACAGUCUGGUGAAAUUGAUAUUGUGAAUCACAAAACGGGAGACAAAUGUAAUCUUAAAUUUGUUCCUUAUAGCUACUUUUCUCGGGAUGUAGCAAGAAAGGUGACAGGGGAAGUGACAGAUCCAUCAGGAAGAGUUCACUUUGCCCUUCUGGGGACAUGGGAUGAGAAAAUGGAUUGUUUCAAAGUACAACCAGUCAUUGGGGAAAAUGGGGGUGAUGCUCGACAGAGAAGCCAUGAUGCAGAGGAAAGCAGGGUCACGCUAUGGAAAAGGAAUCCUUUACCGAAGAAUGCAGAAAACAUGUACUACUUCUCAGAGCUUGCUCUAACUCUCAAUGCCUGGGAAGGUGGCACUGCCCCCACAGAUAGCCGGUUACGGCCUGACCAGAGACUGAUGGAAAAUGGGCGCUGGGAUGAAGCAAAUGCUGAGAAGCAGCGCCUGGAAGAAAAACAAAGACUUUCCAGAAAGAAGAGAGAAGCAGAAGCUAUGAAAGCCACAGAGGAUGGCACACCAUAUGAUCCCUAUAAGGCACUCUGGUUUGAGCGGAAGAAGGACCCUGUUACCAAGGAGUUAACCCAUAUUUAUAGGGGAGAAUACUGGGAGUGUAAAGAAAAACAGGACUGGAAUUCAUGCCCGGACAUUUUCUGAAGUGGCAGCAACAAAAAGGUCCUGGAUCUGAUGGAGAAGAGGACAGAGGAUGUGUGGGAAAGCCACAAUUGUGACUUUCUUACCAAGUGCUUUCCUCAAGUUUGUCUUUCUUGACCAAUCGUUUUUUCCAAAUCAAUCACCAGAAGCAGACACCAGUGGUGGUGAUUGGCUGGUUGCCUUAGCUGAUUGAAACUGAAAUCGACAUACUAGAUACUUAUGUUUGUAAGGGAGAGAUUUAGUGGCUGAAAGUUAGUGUUAUUCCACAUCUACAAAGUCAGGUAUUCUUGGCUCUUCUUUCUUUCUCUGCCCCCAUUUAUGAAAAUGUCAUUCACCCUCCCCUUGAAGUAUUCUGCUCAGCCAAGAUCUGUGUAAGAUUAUGAUUCAGGGGCAUUUUGGUGCUGUUCAGAGCAAGAGCUGAUUUUAGAAGUUCCCUUAAAAUGAAACACAUACUUACCAAUGGAGGCAUUAUGAAUGGUUGUGGUGGAGCUUAGGUAUAACAUGAAAUGUGUUCACACAUGGGGUCAGUUUAAUGGGGUGUCCAUGCAUAGAGAACUUAGGUAUUGGAACACCUACAAGAGGGAUUGUUCUGUAGGACUGGAAUAUUCAGAGGUACAUUCUUGGAAGUUUCUAUCUUCACUUGUGUAAAACACCCCUCUGCUGUUCUCCAUCUUCUUCAACAGCAACUGGAGGCCACUUUGGUGGAUGGGAAGAGGGUUGCAUUAUCCUCACAAAGGGGUUUUACAGACUUCCUCAGGCGGAGAACUUCUGAGAACACAGGCAGGAUGGAAGAAGACUGCUAGUCACUUGCUUUCCCAAUUCCUCCUCACCCUGAUCCUUCCUCACCCACAUCCCUCAUCGCCUUUCUAGCUUCUCUUCUGUCUGCCGGCACGAUACCAAUUUGGGCCUGUGCCCCAAUGUGGAGCAAAACAUUACCUGUCCCAUUCUGAUGUACUUCAGAAUUUGAGAGAAGUUAAUCUGGAACAAAAGUUUUCACCAUCUCUCAAGCCCUGUGGACUGGAGCCACCUCUGGAAUAAUGUGUUACAUAUCUGUAUAUUAUAUAUAUGUAGAGAAAAUCUAAUUUUUUUGUUUGAUUUUCCUCCUUCCCAUUGAGAAUCUUGUUUUUUGAUAUAACUUGUCCCCUGGGAUUCUCUCUUGGAUAUGUGUUGAUAUGGGUUGGCACUCCUCUGCUUUCCAUCUUUUAGGGACAGACAGAUUUGAAACCUGAGCAGGAUCACAUCUGGCAGUUACUGAACAGGGACUUUGUCCAUGGUUUGUUAUCCUGGGGUGCCCACUGCUGUCUAAACUCUGCUCUCCUAAUUCCCUGACUCUUGAAAAUGAAACCUUAACCUCCUUCCUUCCUUUUUUCUUUCUUUUGUUAGGAAGAGUACAAGUAGAAAGUCCGAGGAGUAAUUUCCAGUUUAAUUCUGCUUCUGUCCAGCACAUAAGCUAAAUCCCAAAAGAAUUUUCUUCCUAAGGUGUGGGGCUGAAAACACCAUCAUGUGGAGAUAAGAGAACUGCUGCUGUUGGGCCCUGGCUUCCUUCUUAGUCUGUUCUGUAUUUGUUUUAGUUGUCUUGUUCAGAAAUCUAACCCCUGUGCAACCCACCCUUGGUUGAGGAUCACGAAUUGAGGUGCCUUCCUUGUAUGCUAUUUGUUAGUGUUUUUUGUUUCUGUUCCUUAACUGCUGAACCUCAGCCAGUGUGGGUCUGGGG